UUUAUGAUAUAAACGUGGUUUUCUUUUAAAAAAAAAAUUAUUUUGUGAUUGUUUAAUCAGCGGCGCAUUUUAGCCAGUUGGGGAAGAAUAUCGCAAAACUAUGGAGGGUAAUCAGAUGAGUAUUUUUCCAGGCCAAUUCGUUCGUUUCUAGUUCAACGAUCGUCCUCCUCCUUCAACGAUUCUCGUCUUCCUCUUCUCAGACUGUCGCCUGACAACCUGAGAAAGAAGAGAUGUACCGAGUACGAAAAAUUCCUUCGUUGGUUGAUCUUUGUGUUAACAAAGCUAUAGAUAAUAUAAGGUUCCUUGGGGAUGUUGGCGAAACUGAUAUACAUCUUUUAGAGCGUAUUUUGCCACAUUGCACAGUUGACCAAUUAAUGCAUGUGGAGAAGAGUUCAGAAGGAAGAGAUCUUACUCCAGUAACUGAUAAAUUGUGGAAAAAAUUCUAUGAAAGACAGUUUGGUAAAGAAAGUACCACUACUGUAAUUGAGAGGAUGCGGCAAAAAAGGGUCGCAUUUAGAUGGAUUCAAUUAUAUGAGGCGAAGAUGCAGGACAUUGAAAAGAAUGAGAGCAAAGCUGCAGAUCGAAUAAAACAAAGCUACCUAAAGGAAAAUGCCCGAAAACAAAGUCGUCAAAUACAGAUUUGCAGCAAGGUUCCCCCUUCGAGCAAUAAGAGAAGCUUUGGAGGAAGUGGAUAUGGUUACAAUGUGGCAAACACUAAGAACAAGAUACUGAAGAAGGCAAAGAUAGAAGUCCUUCAGAGUCAAGAGAUGAAAAAUAUAAAAGCAUGGCGAAGAAAUGCAGUGCAGAAGAGUUCUGAUAUACCUUCGACAAAGAAGCCAAUGUUUCCUGGAAGGGAAUCCGCUUCAACUUCUAAAAAUACUUCCACUCAUAUGGCCAAAAGAUGGUAGCACUUCUAUUUACUUUUUUCUUUUACCAAACGCAAAGUUCUGUUCUCUCACUCAGCUCCAAUGUUGUAUCUUCAAUUUAGUUAUCUCAUGGUUCGAAAAUUGCUCCUUUACCCUCUGACACUUCUGAAAAGCCAUGUCCUGUGUAUAAUUUUAUAAUUCGUAGUUUCUUUCUCUUAUAAUGCAAUGUUGUUUAUUUUACACAAAUUUUAUCCUUCAAGUAUGCGGAAUUGUUUGUUAAUGUGUGAUAACAUCAAUCUAAAUUAGCAAGUUAUCAGA
This is a messenger RNA of Cucumis melo (muskmelon), 1184 nucleotides long. RefSeq lists its product as uncharacterized. Lineage: Eukaryota; Viridiplantae; Streptophyta; Magnoliopsida; Cucurbitales; Cucurbitaceae. The coding region runs from base 231 to 908 and encodes 225 amino acids. The transcript is spliced from 8 exons. The record is from RefSeq and is a predicted model, not a curated record. Gene Ontology annotation, cellular component: elongin complex; nucleus. Gene Ontology annotation, biological process: transcription elongation by RNA polymerase II.